AUGGUAAGUCACAAUGUAUUUGAAUGCGCUAAGGCAUCAAUCAAUUUCCGUGCAACUCAACAGAGUAAAAUCCCAGUCUGUAAAAAUUGGUAUACUUUCGUGAAUUUUAUGCCUUCUUUGGCAUACACUACUAUUAUAUUAGCAGGAAUAUUCGUAAUUUAUUUAAGCAGUAUACCGGCAGAUGUACCCUUUUUAAGCAUUCUUAUAUUCCAUCUACGACCUUUACUUUGGUCGCGGUUUGUAUCAUUUCACUCAGACGUUUCUGUGCUUAGUUCUUUCAUAAAGGUUCAGUGA
Messenger RNA from Trichobilharzia szidati, 294 nucleotides. NCBI's taxonomy places the organism in Eukaryota, Metazoa, Platyhelminthes, Trematoda, Strigeidida, Schistosomatidae. The record is from the annotation of a GenBank genome assembly.